Molecule: messenger RNA, 271 nt
Organism: Symbiodinium sp. CCMP2456
Lineage: Eukaryota; Dinophyceae; Suessiales; Symbiodiniaceae
Source: the annotation of a GenBank genome assembly
GCAGAAGAUGCGAGAUGCAAACUUCACCGUGGCAUCCAUCCACGGCGACAUGCCGCAGAAGGAGCGUGAUGCCAUCAUGCAGCAGUUCCGCUCGGGCACGAGCCGUGUUCUCAUCUCGACCGACCUGUGGGGUCGAGGUCUGGAUGUGCAGCAGGUCUCUCUGGUGAUUUGCUACGACCUGCCCAACAACCGAGAGCUGUACAUCCACCGAAUCGGUCGCUCUGGCCGUUUCGGAAGGAAGGGUGUCGCCAUCAACUUCGCUCCAGCCUGA